This is a messenger RNA of Neltuma alba, 555 nucleotides long. RefSeq lists its product as uncharacterized. The record is from RefSeq and is a predicted model, not a curated record. The transcript has a single exon. The coding region runs from base 1 to 555 and encodes 184 amino acids. Lineage: Eukaryota; Viridiplantae; Streptophyta; Magnoliopsida; Fabales; Fabaceae. Gene Ontology annotation, molecular function: RNA-DNA hybrid ribonuclease activity; nucleic acid binding.
AUGAAUCUAAGAAAUAACUUUGGCAAUGAUCUGGACGUGGAAUGGAAUAUUAUGUGGGGAUUAGCCAUAUGGAAGCUUUGGCAGUGGAGGAAUGAAUUUAUUUUCAACAGUGAUUUUCAUAAGCCACGCAAUCCUGCCUUGUUUGUUCUCAAUAUGUGGUCCUCCUUUGCUGGUAAAAAAGUUGUCGAGAAUCAACCUGUUAUUAAGAUACAUUGGCAGUUGCCGCCACCCACACUUUUCAAACUGAAUUUUGACGGAGCAAAGUUCAAUUCAUCUCAGUUGGCAGCUUGUGGGGGCCUUAUCUGUGAUCAUGAAGGCACUUGGGGUCUGGGAUUUUCUUAUUAUCUUGGUAUCUGUUCUCCCCAUGAAGCUGAGGAAUGGGGAAUAUUAAAGGGUCUCAAUCUAGCAAUUCAAAUGGGGUUCAACAUUCUUGUAGUAGAAUCUGAUAACCAGAAUUUAAUACACUCCCUCACAAAUUGGAAUUCUCACUCUACAGCUUGCUUGACAACUCCAUUGCUUUCUUUACUGACAGAAGUUCAUCUCCUAGAAGUGUAA